GAGGCAGCAGCACAGCGAAAAGAAAGAAGUGUGAAAACAGUCGACCAGGCAUUUUAGUGAGAAAUUUACCUUUGCCAACACGCAAAACAACGAAACAAAUAGCGCACACCGCCAUUGCUUGCACAAUUUCCCACCGUACGUAGCUAUUGCCGUACCGUCGUGACCGAAUCGUCGGCCAAGGAGUUCGCGUAGACAAAAUUUAGAGCACUGCUAUCUAGCAGUUGGCAAGGAGGGUAAGGUGUGUGGUAGAAAAAAAGCGAAGAAUAAAAAAAAACGUUCACCCUGAAAAAGUUGACAAUCGCCUUCGCCACGCUUCUUUCCCUCGUCGUCUUGCGUGUGACGUCGAAUAAGAAAAAAGGAAAACCUAGCCAAGAUCUGUGAUCAUCGACGAAGGAAAAGCGGCCCUCUUCUCUGCUCUAGUGUUUCGCCUAUCCUGUCUUCUGUGUGCCUAUUUUGCUGCCAGUGUGUGUGUGUGUGUGUGUGCGUGCGUGCGUGCGUGAAGUGUGUGAGAGAGAAAGAGAGAGAGAGAGUUGUGCGUGUGUUACCAUCCGACGACAGUGUUUCGCGAGUGUUUAAUCUUAAGAAGUAAAAGAAAAUUCCAUCACACAUCAAGCCAACCUUCGCUGCAGAAGGAAAACUGGAUAAAUCAUCCGUCCGUCCGUUCGGAAAGUUUGACGGCUGUAAAUGAUGGCUCUCAACAUUGCCGUGCCGAUGUCGGGCGUUGGUGAUCUCCUGGAUGGAUUCGGACUGCUGUCGCCAAUUUCGCCCGUCAGCAUCGGCUGCCACAGUAGCCGGAAGGAGGCGGUGUCCCCCGUUGGCAGCGAGUCCAGCGGCGUUAGUUCGUUGGAUUUGGAAGAUAUCAAGAAACAAACACCAUCACCGCCAACUCUUCCCGACGAGUCCAAGGAAAAUUCGGACUCAUCGACCGGUGGCUCAUCGUCCCCGUCGUCGGACUCGUCCUCCUCGUCCGCUGCAUCGACCAUAUCGACGACCUCGUCCAGAACUACGUCCACCUCUUCCUCGUCCUCGUCGGCUUCGUCGGACGAUGACGGCAGCCAGUCGGCGGAGGAGAGCGACCGAAAGCAGCAGCUCUCCCAGGACGAGCCGACGAGCGACAGUGCCCUUCCGUUCUCGCCGCUUCCCUCGCCGACGUCGUCCCUCGCGUCGGCCGGUGUUAGCGAGUCGAACGAAUCACCACAGCCGCCAACCAUCGGUGUGGCGGUUCCCACCGUGAACAACAACGCUUCGACUCCGUCAUCCUCGCCGACACCGCCGACCAAGCUGUGGUCCACCUACGGUGAAACGCUGUUUGUCUCGCCCUUCCUACCGAUAGCGCCGGUCACCAUCACCUCCACAACGGAGCCCAUUUACCGCCUACCGCGCCCAGCCAUCCGUUACGCAAACCGCGACAUUCUCGACCUGGCCAGCAACAUCCGCUGGAACGGUGGAGCCGGUGGACCCGGUGAUUUCGCGGUGCACUUUGCCGAACUGCCGGAGACGCAUAACAUUCAGCUGUUCCUGAACAACCGCUCCCAGUACCACCGGCUCGGACCGAACGGACACAUCCAGGAGUACCGUAUGGCGUCGUGCGAGUGCUGCGACUUCAAGUAUCCAGUGAACGCUGUUGUUGGAGGCGCUGCUGGUGCUAACCACCAGGUUACAGCUUCGACCGGCAUCAUCCCGAUCAACUUCGGGUUGAAUAUUUCACAACAGCAGCAGCAGCAACAUCAACAGCAACAGCAACAGCAACAGUUGCAACAACAGCAGCGACUUCGAAUGCAGCAGCAACAGCAGUUGCAGCAGCAGCAGCAACAACAACAGUUUCCAUACCGCUUUAACAACAACAAUGUGACGACCACCAACGGAGUUAAUGGCAUGGGACGCGAGUACAACAUGUACCAGCAGCAGCAACAGCCGGCUGCCAUGGGCAACAAUGGCGUCGGAGGAAUGUCCUCCCGAUUCAACGCUGGCGGCUAUGGUGGUGGUGGUUCUUCGUCGAAUGGCGCAGCGGGCGGUGGUUUCUACAACAACAACAGUUCCACCCUGAUGGGCCGUGACCAUCUCAACCCGAUGGCUUCAGCGCUGCAACAGCAGCAACAGUACUUCGGUGGCAACCUAAAAGGAAUCUCUCCACCGAACGGUGGCGCCACCUCGUCUGCCUCGUCUUCGUCCCUCCGCCAGCAGCAGUUUGAAAUGCUGCAGCAGAAACAGCAGUACGGUAGCAACUACCCCCUAGGGGCGGGAAACAAUAAUGGUGGUGCCGUUCCGGCCGUUCUUUCCGUUGCCGCACGACUUCAGCAGCAGCAGCAGCAGCAGCAACAGUCGUCGCAGUACUACAAGAAGAACCAAUCGAUGCGCUACGGUGGUGGGGCUCAGUCGGGUGCUGCGUCCUCGUCCGUUUCAUCAUCGUUGGCCGGUGCCUCGAACGGUGCCUCCAACUGGAAGAACUCGACGGUCAACAGCAACAACAUCCACGACACCACCGCGAAGUUGCUAAUGGAGCUGAACAAAAUCCAGCAACAACAGCAGCAACCCUCCUACUACUCACCUUUCCUGUAAAAAGAGGCGCAUCAGGUGGCGAUGGGAGCGGCCAGCUGCAUUUGACGGGGGAAAGAGAACGGAAAUCGCGACGAUAUAUGCACUUGUGAUGCACAAGUGUAACCAAUUCCAUCCCCUCCCACCUUUCCAUCCUCCAACUCCGGAGAGCAUGUUGAGAUUAUUCCAUCGGGGGAAAAAACUAGGACGCGGAUGAAAUGAUGGUGGAUGGAAUGCACGAAAGGUGAAGAACAAGUUGAGAUAAACACGGAGAAGGAGAGAGAAAGAGAGAAGCAUAGAGGGCAACACAUCGACAACAUCCGUUGCGCGCCCCAUCUCGCCAUCGUUACCAAAGUUGCCAAAGCCGGAGCAGAAUGUGAAUGUUUUCUUUUUUUUUUUAUAAUUUGUUAAUCCUCGUAAUCGACAUCCAUGUCCACACGGCUCUCCUUCUUUAUCUCUCAGUAUAGUAAAAUUACUAAAAUUAAACAACGGGAGGCUACAAUUCCCGUUUUUCGCGCGGUCUCUAACAACACUCCUGAACGUUGGCCGUAUAGUAAAAGAAAAGCAAGGGAAGCAUAGCAAAACGUAGAAAGCCAACGUCGUGCAAGGAGAGAGAUCCCUAGUCCAGCAAUCACCACCCAUCCAUCUACAAACCCCCAUGUGAAUGAUGUACGGUUGUUGUACGUCCGUUCUGCAGCUAGGACAGGAAGAAUAUGACAUUCUAUUUGUCAUGACUGCGCGCAACCCUCCUCCAAUGUCCACAACUACUUCUUACGCUGCUGGUGCAGCGGUUGUUAUGUGUUGCCGAGAGGGAGGGAGGAGGAAGACGACAAGAAAAGGAUACCCAAAAGGUUUCGACCGCAUAUUAUUACGUUGUUCCUAAGAGUAAUUAAGUUUUGAAUACAGCAAUGCAAUGCAAUGCGCCUCACCAGCCCUAAGUAUAGAAGAAAAAAUACACCCGCUUGUGAGUAGCAAAGCGAAGAGAACAGUGAUAUUCAGAGCAAUUCGCCAAUCGCGCCACCCAAAACGCAACGCACCAUCACCAACCGAGCCCGAUACGCGCAGCAUCAUCAGCCGGAAACAAAUGUGUAAAAUAAAUGUGUAAUACGCCUUUCCAACGACCGAUCGAUGCAAGUUACUGCAGCAGCGUCAGCCGGGUCCAGUCCAGCCACCACUUGCACUUGCACUUACGGCCUAGUCAUAUUAAAGGUCGUGAAAAUCGUGUAUUUUACUAUCGCUGAUCAUCGUACAUUCCUCGCACGAGAGGAGGGACGUGAUUAAAACGUAACAACUUCUACCACCAGCGCUGUCCUCCUCCUUCUUCGGCAGCGAGAAUGUCAAUGUAACGAGGCAUGCAAAGGCUGGAUGAUGCGGAAAACAUACUGCUGUGUACCAACGUCAAACAGCGGGGGCGGAGGAGAGACGAGAGAAAGAGCACAGAGAGCAAGACAGAGAGAAAGACAACGAGGGAAAGAGUGUGUGAUAUUCAUGAAAAUAUCUACGACUCGAUUUCUUCACGACAUCUUUCGGAUAUCAUUCCGUUGCAAUCUUCCAGUUAUUUUCGUAUGUAAGCAAACCCCCUGAAGCAGCAAAAUACACAACACAAGACGACGAAGUGAGCUCUUUUUCUUGUGCUCUAAAAUCCGCCAUCCUGGUGCACCCCUGGGCUUAUCGAACGAACCAACGAUGCAACGACCCCGCAACGAUCACUACCAGCACACGGCUGGCUGCAGCAUCCAUCCGCACCGGCAAUCAUCACUCUCUACGCGUAGGCAUGAAACAAAGUGAGUCGUUUUGAGGUACACGAACGAAAGUAUUCUCUACACACAAGCUAAAAGGUUAAGUUUAAUACGAACGUUUACAUCUGCGAUGGAAAAGAAGUUACACGUGUGUGCUCUAUACCACACCAAAAGCGAAAACCUGUGAGACAAAGAGGAAUCGGGAGGGAAGGAAGCGUGCGAAAGAACGCGGCCGGAACAAAUCAAUGUUAGAUUAGGAUAUACGAAAGCAACAGCAAAAUGCUGCGAAGUCACUGAGUGUGACUCCUUGAAAGUAUCGGCUAGCUAAAAAAGUAGAAUUAGAAAAGCUUAUCUGUACAAUCUAUAAAAAAACACACACACAAACACACAAUACUGUAAGUAAUUUAAGCGGGUGAAACAACACACAGUGCAGGAUUAUUUAAAAGAUGUGUUUGGCAGUGUUCCUGUGGCGUGGGUAGUCCAAGGGACGAUGUGGGAUUCUAAAGGAAAUGUGUCUUUGACUAAACACCACACCACAAACAUACCCACAGACACAAACACACACAAACACGCGCGAAGAUACGGAAAACAAAUCUUUUUUAGUGAACUACUAGUGAAAAGAAAAAUGAAUAGGUUGACUAAUGACUACUAUUAUGAUAUAAUUACGAUUAUUACUACGGCUCUAUUAUAUACAUAUAUAUUUACCCUUUAGUAUGUACGACUACGAUUACUGCUACGAUAUCCAUGUAAGAGUAGGAUUUAUUGGCCGUGAGCAGUAAAAACUGCACCAUUAGAGAAGAAACGAAAAGAAUCGUCGGUCAAUGAUGAGUUUGGAAUCUUUUUUUCCCAGCUCCUACGAUCAUUCAGUACCACCACCCACCCCACCCACCGGGAGUCGCGCGCGGGGGUGGCUAACUAACAAAGUAAUGCAUAGCAAAAAGAGACUUAAUUAAAAAUCGUUUCAUAAUCAAUGCCUAACUGUAUGUGUGGAACGAAUGUUUGAAAUUACGCUAAAGAAAUGUGUGGGCGAAAAAAAUUACAUUCAAUCACUCAAAGACAAGGUGCACAUUCAGUCAUACACCCACACACCCAGGCAGAUACACAUCUUAAAUAGGCUGGUGAUAAUGUUGACCCCAAAACGUAGUAGCGAUAGAAGAAACGAAAAACACAGUUCCCGAAAUGAUGGUGGAAGAGGAGCGGAAAAGGGUAGUUUUAAAAUGUGAAGGGACAGUCCCUGUAGCAGUUAUGUAUAGGUGGUAGAAUUUAAUUCGUUAUAGCUCGAAAGCGGUAGAAAGUAGUCAUGAGUAAUUACAGUAGUGGUUUCCUUUUCUUUUUUAAAUGUUGAACUCUAGUUUUCAUCCAGUCUGUUGAAUUGAUUGAACUCGAAAUGAAGAAAAAUAACAUACAAACAAACGGAAUAUGCAACUUUAUCAUCGUCAUUGUGAACUAAGUAAACACACCUUGCGUUGUUGUGGUAAGAAGGAUGUGCUUGCGUAUCCUUUUGCACCAGAGAGGCAUGAGAAUAUGUCAAGUUAGACAGCAUACCACGGUAGCAAAUGGUUGGAGGGAGGAGGGGGACGAAGAAAUGAUAAACACAGAGGUACAAACGAAUCGAAACGAAACGAAAUGCGCACUACAGGGAGAUUUGUAUUAUCUAAGUAGCCCGUUGUUGUGGUGUGGUUAUAAGGAUCGGGUGUAACGGAGAAAACGGAAAGCAAGGUUUCGCUAAGAACAACACACACAUACACAAUCACGUACAUCUCCUAGUAAGUGAAAAAGAAACAAGAUUUAUGUAGCGAGAGAGCAAAGAACGGAUGUAAUUUAGAGUGGCCAAAUCCGUCGAUGAUCGCAGGGAGAGCAAAGUUGAAUGCGAAUUUAGUGAGAAUUUUAUCAUCGUGUUAUAUUAAUAUUUUCCUAAUCUUAACGUUAUCUUGUUUCGUAUCUUUUAGAGAACUUGACGCACUUUUUACUUAUCAUACUUGUAUACUCCUACCCUCCCCGCCUCUUGCUCGUUUGCUGCAAAACCAGAACUGAAUAUUGUUGAAAUUUUGUUACCUUACAUUGUUGUGUUAGUUUGAAUAGUUUUUUUUCCUUUUCUUUUUUUUUUGUAGUUUUACCAUAUCGAUAUUUCACGCAAGUAACAAACCACAACCGGUAGCGACAUGUAUGUGACUGAUGUUAAUGCUUAAAAAACGGGCAAAGGAUUAAAUCCGAUUAAAGACCACACUUUUAAUGUGUGAGUGUAUUGGUUUUGUGUAGCUCUGAAAUUCCUUGCAAUAUUUGCUUUCUUUUGGGCUUUGUGAUGAUGUGAAGAUUAUCAAGGAAAAAAGGGGUUUCCAUCAUUAGAUAAUUUCCUGCAAUAAUGGAGUGGAAUCGCUGGAUUUCAGUUUUUUUUUUAUAUUUUAUCCGCGUAACACAUUCUUUAAAUUUCUCCACCAUUCGUUAGAGGUAUUUUUUCCUACAAUAUUUGUUAAGAAAAGCUAAUGCAUUAAAAGUUCGAUCCAAACACACACACACCCACAACUACAGCUUACAGUUUAUCGUCAACAAAAUGGUACGGAGAGAUAGCGCGAGAAAAAUAAAAAGUCCUUUAUCCGGACAACACAUUUUAGCUCGUUUGCUUGCUGUGCCCACCUUGCCUUGCACCUGUCGCGCAUCUAAAACCCAAUACACCGGGGUAAAAUGACAGAAGGAAACGAGAGUGCCACUUAAAAGAAAAAGAACUGAAAUAA
This is a messenger RNA of Anopheles coustani, 7006 nucleotides long. RefSeq names its product AF4/FMR2 family member lilli-like. NCBI's taxonomy places the organism in Eukaryota, Metazoa, Arthropoda, Insecta, Diptera, Culicidae. Gene Ontology annotation, biological process: positive regulation of transcription by RNA polymerase II. The transcript has 5 exons. Gene Ontology annotation, cellular component: nucleus. The record is from RefSeq and is a predicted model, not a curated record. The coding region runs from base 685 to 2559 and encodes 624 amino acids. Gene Ontology annotation, molecular function: transcription coactivator activity.